Frankliniella occidentalis (western flower thrips) is the source of this 928-nucleotide messenger RNA. RefSeq names its product exosome complex component RRP42 (gene Rrp42). Bases 1 to 900 code for a protein of 299 amino acids. Gene Ontology annotation, cellular component: cytoplasmic exosome (RNase complex); nuclear exosome (RNase complex). Gene Ontology annotation, biological process: nuclear polyadenylation-dependent rRNA catabolic process; U5 snRNA 3'-end processing; nuclear mRNA surveillance. The record is from RefSeq and is a predicted model, not a curated record. The transcript has 5 exons. Lineage: Eukaryota; Metazoa; Arthropoda; Insecta; Thysanoptera; Thripidae.
AUGGUCAAGUCAACCAGCUAUUUGUUUUUCUUUAUAAGUUUUGGGAACUUCUUAUCAGUAUACUUCAUUUUUCAGAAUGACCUCCGGAAUGAUGGUAGAUCUAAACAAGACUACCGACCAAUUGAGUUGGAACUUGAUAUCGUGACACACGCCAAUGGCUCAGCAAGGGUACGGCUAGCAAACACUGACAUUCUUGUGGGUGUUAAGACAGAAAUUGAUGUACCCACAUCUAAUCGCCCAGAAGAAGGAAAAAUUGAAUUUUUUGUUGACUGUUCUGCCAACGCUACCCCUGAAUUUGAAGGCAAAGGUGGUCAAGACUUGGCAACAGAGAUAGGCAACUACUUAGGGAGUUCUUUUGCAUCUCCUUUAUCAUUUGAUCUCAAACCAUUAUGCAUACUAAAAGGAGUCCAGUGUUGGAAACUUUAUGUAGAUAUCCUGAUUCUAGAGUGUGGUGGUAACUUGUUUGAUGCUGUAUCACUCGCAGUAAAAGCGGCUUUGUAUAAUACCAUGGUUCCACGAGUUGAAACUGUUGCAAUGGAUGGUGGCAAUGUGGAUCUUCAACUUUCAGGGGAUCCAUUUGAUUGUUGGAGACUUGACAUUACAAAUAUUCCCUGUUUAGUAACUCUGACCAAGAUUGGUGAGCAUUUGAUAGUUGAUCCCACUGCUGAAGAGGAAGAAUGUAGCAUGGCAUCAUUGGUUGUAGCUGUGACAGAGAGUGGUCGGAUUAACUCACUAUGUAAAACAAGUGUGGGUAGUUUACAUCCACAAACUUUAACGGAUGCACUGAAGGUUGGUGUCGAGGUUGGAGUGGGACUCAACAAAGCUUUAAAUGAAGCACUGGGCAGGGAGGAAAAACGGCUACAAUCAAACAAACCUGAAAGAUUUGGGUUUCUGAAGUAGUACCUGCCAUUAAAUUUAUUCUAUUCCA